UCCCUCUACGUUUAUUACUCUAUGGUUCUUCAUUAAGAUGUCUUUGUGAUCUGUCAAUUUCCUUCUCUGUUAUCUGUGAUAGAAAAGUAACAUGAUAGAAAAGAGAAAACAUGGAUAAGUAGAUAGAAAAGUAACAUUGAAUGAAAAAUUUAUUGUUCCAAGUGUGUGGGUUCCAAAAUGCUGAACUAUUAGAGAGUUUUAAUUAAUAAUAAAGUGUUCUCUGCUUACCACACUUUAUAUCAUAACUCAACAAGAAAAAUGGAAUUAACUGAAUAUCCUGUCGAGGAGAGAACAGAACUGUUAUCAAUUGAAUCUAAUCAUGUGUUCAAGGAUGAAGAGAGUUGUGUAACUUGUAAGAUUGAGACUGAAGAUUUGGAUGUUGUCGAAGAAUUCAUUGAUGAAAAUGAAAUACAUAACAGAGAAGCAUUCAUAGCCAAAAUUGAAAGUAAUGUUGAUUCAAAUGUCAUCAAAAUGGAGUUGUGUGAGGAUAAAAGUAAUUCUCAAUUGAUUUCUAAAAAAGAGAUCAACAUUAAAAUUGUUGAUUCAAAGCAAGUAGUUUGUCACCUUUGUGAGUUUUCUUCUAAACGAAAAUAUGUGGUUGAAAAACAUAUAGAUACUGUCCAUUUAAAUUUAAAAAAAUACAAUUGUCAAUUAUGUGAUUACGCUACAAAUUAUAAUUCUGAUCUCAAAAAGCAUGUGAAUAAUGUUCAUUUAAAUUUGAAACACCACAAGUGCCACUUAUGUGAGUAUGCUUCAAAUAGUAAAUCUCAUCUUUCAGAUCAUAUAAAUUCUGUUCAUUUAAAAUCCAAGCGACAUAAAUGCAAUUUCUGUGAUUAUGCUACAAAUCAUAAAUCCCACCUUAUGGCUCAUACAGAUUCUGUCCAUUUGAAUUCAAAAGCGCAUAAAUGCCAUUUAUGUGAUUUCAUUUCUAAUUGGAAGGCUGUUCUGAAGACGCAUAUAAAUUCUAUUCAUUUGAAUGCGAAUAAUCAUAAGUGUCACUUAUGUGAGUAUGCUACAAAUGUGAAAUCUCGUCUGAAAGAACAUAUAAGUUCCGUUCAUUUCAGUUCGUAUACACAUAAAUGUCAUUUAUGUGAUUAUUCUUCUAAUCGUACAUCUCAUUUAAAAAUCCAUAUAGAAUCUAUUCAUCUGAAUAUAAAACAAAUGUGCCAUUUAUGCAAUUCUGGUUUCAACAGAAAAAGUAAUCUUGAGUCACAUAUAAAUUCCGUUCAUUCAAAAUUGAAGCAUAAUAAAUGUGAUUUACGUGAAUAUUCUACAAAAUCAGAAUCUGAUCUCCAAAAACACGAAAUUUCUGUUCAUUCGAAUUCAAUAGAAGUUACGUAAUUAUGUUUCAAAUGAGUCAGUAAAAUUAAUUGUUUUCAUUUAAUUUUUUUUGUCAUUUUUCUUAUAACAACAAAUUAAUUGUUAUUUUCUACAAUGUCUACUAUAUAAUUCUCAACUUCAAUUUCUGUGUAAAUUGAUUAUCACAAUAAAUAGUAAUAAUUUUGUAUUCAUUA
This is a messenger RNA of Harmonia axyridis, 1514 nucleotides long. RefSeq names its product zinc finger protein 711-like. Lineage: Eukaryota; Metazoa; Arthropoda; Insecta; Coleoptera; Coccinellidae. The transcript is spliced from 2 exons. Gene Ontology annotation, biological process: regulation of transcription by RNA polymerase II. The coding region runs from base 259 to 1341 and encodes 360 amino acids. Gene Ontology annotation, molecular function: DNA-binding transcription factor activity, RNA polymerase II-specific; RNA polymerase II transcription regulatory region sequence-specific DNA binding. The record is from RefSeq and is a predicted model, not a curated record. Gene Ontology annotation, cellular component: nucleus.